AUGAGUGCAGAUUCCCAGACGCUGCAGGCAAAGUACCAUAAAUUGGCUGCUGAAUUUGCAAAGGUAUGCAUUUCAGUGACGUGUUGAAGCCUAUUCAUUUUAUUUAUUAACAGUCUCUGAAUCUGACAUGUAUAUUUUGCUCAAGGUAAAUACAUUUCUUUACAUGAUAAAUGGACGGUAGCAAUUUUGUUUGUUAUAUUCCGUGGCUCUAUCAGAAUCCGUUUGUACAAAUUAGAGGGGAUGGGGGGAGGGGUGGAGGGGUAGGUAGGCUCACUUAGGACGGGUUUUAAUGACUUUUUUCAUAAGCGGCUGCUGAUGCCGGAUUGUGUGGCUAUAACCAUGAAGUACUGCUGCUAUGUGAUGAUAAGUAAAAUCGUUACAGACAGCAUAUAGCUGCCAACUUUUUCUGAGUCAAAUGCAUGAAAUUUUCGUCUUGUCACGACAAAAACAUCCCAAGGACUGCUGAAGAUUUCCAAAGAUUUUCCGAAGACUUCUGAAUGUUGCUGAAAAAAUGUCCGAAGAUGUUCUGAUAACCUUUGAGCACUGCCAAAGCUACCUGAAAGGCAACAAUUUUAACGUGCUUUGAAACAGUUAGGAUACAAUGUCAACAUUAAGCACCUUUUUUGGAAUAUUUUUGUGGAAAUUGAAAUGAAUUUAAGCUCACUGCUAUCACUGUGUGACUAUUCUGUGCAUUUCAAAACUGGAUACCCCAUUCUAACUCUCAGCCUCCAAGUCAUAUAAUUUGCCAGUCACGAUGCCAGUACAUGCCAAUAAAGGUUGUUUGGAUUUAAGUUGAAUUUAAGUAUUUGCCUGAAUAUUUUUGUAAGUUCUAUGGCAAAGUCCCCAAAAACCUAAAAUGUGAGUUUUUUUCAACAGCAAAGAGCCCAGAACACUGUCUUGAAGAAAGCUGUAAUUGAUGAGCAAGAAAAAACAAAGUCACUUCAGGUUUGAAAACUGACUGAUUUGGAGUUAAAUAAUUUCACUGGUCUCUUUCCUGCAGACAACUGACUUGAAUUUCUUUUUCCUGUUACCUUUUUAUUAUGUCCUGAAGGAAACUGUUAGGCAAAAGGAUCAGUCAAUCAGGAAAUAUGAACAGGAAAUUGACAGUCUGCAGUUUAGAAAUGAUCAGGUGACACAGUUUGAUCAUUUUUUUUUUAUUACUAAUUUUUACAUAUCCUGAGUAAUAAAGAGGGACUUAUCUAGUUCACCUGUUUUGUUGGUUAAGCAAACUAGUUAAUUUUGUAUGAGACUGAAUUCAAAACAUUGUUCUGAAGCAUUUAUAUGUUGUUCCUUUUUUGAAGUUGUCUAAGAGAGUAGCUGUUUUACAAGAAGAGCUUGAUGAAUAUGAUGGAAGAAACAGACGAGGAAAGGUUGAUAUCACUGUGUUUAUUUACCUUUUUUAUUAGUUCCACUCUUUAAAAAUCAGUGCUUCGCAUCACAGCAUUCCUAUCGGGCUUUCAUUUGAACUUAUGAUAUUUUUGGAGUUGCAUUGUAUGGUAAGCAGUAAGCAUUGAAAAGGAAAAAUGUGGAUUUUUAUCAUUUGGGCAAUGGGCAAACUUUGCGCCAAGCAUAGCCUGAGAUGAAGAUGUACUAGACUACUCAAUUUUUCCAUUUUGUAUCAUCUUAGUUGCGUUGUAAGGUUAUAAUUUCUCACAUGCAUUGACUCCAAAGCACACAUCUUAUUAUUGUUGUUCUUUGUAUUUUUCAGUCCAGAAUUGAUGGGGUGACAAGAACUGAUGAUGAUGAUGUUAAAGAUCAGGAACUCCAAAUAAAAAUUCAGGAAAAUGAGAGACUACAGAGAGAGGUAAAUAAUGACAAAAACCAACUCAAAACAUCAAAACACUGCUGGUACUCCUGAAAAUAUGGAAGUUAAUUACAGAAUAUUAUUAGAUGUGUAGUAUUCUUGGACCAAUAAGUUCUGAUGAGUAACACUCUAUAUCAUCCAAAAGCUUUCAGCUGAAAUUUUAAUCAUGCUCCAGUGCAUGUUAAGUCUAUUAUAUUUCAGUAUGUGUGUAGAUUUAGACUUCCCUUUAAUUAUCUAUCCUCCUGCUGUUGACCUGAAACAAUUUUUUUUUUUUUCUUUAUGAUAACAAUGGACUGCUAGGGAGGAGCACUCAUUUUCUGUCAUUAGCAGAUACUGAUAUUCAUUACAUGUAGGGGACUUAAUUUUAUUGGUCAUUUUCUCCUAGUUGUAUGAGGCAACUCAGGAGUACAAAGGGACAAUACUUUCCCUCCAAGAUAAAUUAGACUCACUAGAAAGGUAAAUAUUUUUCUUAAUUUACCUCCUUUUUAUAGACGUACACUACAGCUGUUAUAUUUAUUGUUUCAGUCAAGUGGAAAUUUAUGCUAGUGAAUUUUAACUAAAUAAUGCAGAAAGGGGCUAUUUUCCACCAAACAAACAUGCAUCCAGGAAGAUAACUAUUGAUGUCUAAUAGUUCCUGAAAUCAAAUUUAAGAAAGUGACUGUAUUUGCCUGCCUAACCUAGAAAUUAUCAAAUGAAAGUAAAUUAUAUACACCAGGAUAUGAGUAUACUGAUUAAUAUUAACUAAUUUUUUCCAGAAAUUCUACUGAUCACCAGAAGAUAUUAGAUGAAGCUAAUGAGAAGCACAGAAUGGUGGUUGAUAAACUUCAUGAGGAAAGAGCCAUGCUUGAGGUUUGUGUAAAUACAACUAGUUGUAACUUGAGUGAAUAAAAAUAGAUAAUGAUGAUGGGAUUACUUGUAAUUUUUUGGUCUUAACUAUCAUUUGAGCAGUUCCUGUUAAAGAGGGGUUGUCUCAUAAGUGAGGUACUAAAUUCUUUUAUUUCUUUCCCUCAAAUCUGAAGGCUAAACUUCAUAGAACAGAAGAGGAAUUAAAAGUGGCAAGCUUGAAAGCAGAGAAAAGGUAAAAAAAUAUAUCAUUAACACAAGUAUCCAAUGUCCAAUGGAAUUCAGAAUUUAAAAAAUGUAGUAUUUUCACUAAAGAUGAUUUAUCUUGCUUUUUUUAGCCAUCAACAGCUCAAGUUGUUGCACAAAGAAAUGACGUCCAGAUAUGGUGAGGAUUUUGGUUACAUUGUAUCAGUACAGUAGUAUACUUUGGUACUCUCUAAUGGAGUAAUGUGCUUGAAACAGAAAGGUAAUGAUAAUAAUAUCAUUAUGUUCAUCAACCCUGGCUAAGAGAAGUACAUUAUAAAACCUAUUAUAGCUUACGCACUAAUAAUCUUGCACCUGGUGUCCUUUCCUCUAACUUAUUACCAACAAAAAUAUUUUCAUGACAGGUUGACAUGCAACCGUAACAGCCUCAAAAUCCCACUUUUCAAAACAGCCUCUGGGCAAUGAUCUUUCACCUAUAGGGCAGUGAAGAUUUGGAAUGACUUGGAUGACUCAUUUAAAUUACAACAUCAAUUUCUGCUUUUAAGAGUGCAAUGAGAGACCACCUAUUGUCUUUGAUUAUUGAUUCAUAGAAUUUUAUUGAUUUUAUUGGAUUUAGCCAUUAGUUUUCCUGUUUAUUAGAUCUAAUUAUUUCUUAUCCAUCUGUAAAUAGUUACAUAAUAGCCUUUUCUGACAAGUACCUAUUAAAGAUUAUUACUAUUACUAUUGCUUAUCAAAUGAAAUGUUAACAAGUUGAAAAAAUAACUUGUGCUCAUUGUAUUACGUCUUUUCUAUUCAUUGCUUAGAUGAUGUUUCUAAGGUUGUUACAGAAAAGCUGCCAUUUAAUGAUACAAGUAAGUUUGUAGUUUGCUGUAGGAAAUUAUGCUUUUGUGUGUUUGUUAGGUAGUACUACUUAAUAUACACCACUAUUAUUGUAUAAUAACUUAUUAUAAUGAUAAACUGAUAUCAAUAAUGACAUGUACUCUUUAUCUUUUAUAGGCAUUAGAGAGUUUAACAAGUUAAAUGUACCCACGCAUGACCGAAGACACCAGGUUAAGGCAAAGGAAGUUAUAUGUCAAGCAGCUGAGUUAGUUCAUGAACUUGUGUCUGGAAUGUCAAACUUCCACACAUACACAGAACAGGUAAGCAAUGACUUUUUUGUUUCUAAUGAAGUGUUAUUUUUUGUCAGUUUUAUUUUCAAUUUUUAAUCAAUUGGAAAUGUAAUGAUUUUCAGCAAAGCUUGUCAAACCAUAGCUUGCACCACAUGUCAGAAAGACAUAGUUGAUUGUAAAAUAGCUCCUACAACAUUCUCUUUGAAUUUCACCAAAUCUUUGCAUUUUGCAGCGGCUGAAAACAUUCUUUGUGGAAUCAGCUCAACAGCAAAUCACCCCAGUCACACAAAAGGUAAAUUAAGCUAAAUAUAAAUGUUACAUUUUUGUGUUUGAGAAAGACUACUACAUUCAAAUAAUGACUGCAGAUAAAAAUUCCAUCAUAUAUAAUUUUGUGCACCUGUAUUAGGGCAAGACCCAGGCUAAUAUAAUGAAAGGGCUUAGGGUAAAUCGAAAUUGAUUGAUACAACUAUGUGACCAUGCAGUUGUUUAAUAAUAAAUAUUUAACUUUAAGAUUCUUAUGUCUUGUCCUUUUGUUCUCUUAGUUUUGUGACUACCUUCAUGAAAAUGCCACAGUAUUACGAGCUGUUGACCAGGCAUUUGUUUCCUUCUAUACCAGCAUAAAAACAGAUGUUUUAAUAUCAAUGGUAAGAUAAACUACUUGCAUUAGAUAGGUUUGUCUUCCUAGCUAUCCAUACCUUUUCUUUACCGCUGUUCACAUUCUUACUACACCGUCCAUCUCUGAGUUGAACAUCCAUUUAAUAGAUGGCAUUACAUCAAAUGGAAAUGAUUAGAUUGCUUUCAUAUUUUGGCAAGUCACCUUGUCCCUAUAUGUUUGAUUACCUGAUAUAUAAAUAUGCAAAUUUUAUUCAUCAGUAUUUAAUGCCAUUUCUUUUAUUUUUAGGAAACUAUUCCUGGCUUGCAUGAUUUUUCUGAAGCGUUUCAUAAAUAUAGCAAUUACUUAAAGAAGCUUCUACCAUAUUAUGUGUUGAGGUAAGAGACUAUAUGGCUGUAAUUAAUUGUACAUUGAGACUUAUUUCUUUAAUACAGAGGUUUAGCUUGGUAUGCUUCAUUUACUUGCUUACAUUUUAAGGGUUUUUUUUGUACCUUUUUUUGAUAGCACCAGUGAAGAAUGUAAAGCAUCAACUUGUUCCAGCACCUUGGAAGCCUAUAACAAAGCAUUGUUACAUUCACUCUCAAAACUGAUCACAAUUUUUAAUAAGAUUGACAGUCACAUCAGAAUCCUGGGCUCUGCUAGUAAGUUAAAAAAAGCAAGUGAGUAAGUUGAAAAAAGCAUUGUGAUGAACUGUACAAGUUCUACAACGUUUUUGUUCAAGAUGAUCUACAAGGCCUUAAGAAAGAAUUAACCCUGGUUUUAAUAUUUUUCCUUCAAUGUUAUGUUAGGUUCAGGGUCUUCUGGAAUUGUUUUGGCUAAUUACAGCACCUCCUUUUCACUUCUGACCUCUUCUCUACAGGAUUUCCAUGAAUGUGUGAAAGGUAAUAAUAAUUAUUAUACCUUUCAAUAUAUUAUAUUAUUUUACAACAUUAGUAAUAUUAUUACCAAUUACAUGGGUAUUCCAGUAAAAGUAACCCCAACACCCAAGAUGCUCUUCCUAAGUAGAAAAAUGAAAAACAUUAUUACCUUAUGUUAUUAUUCUUCUUCUCUUUCACAGUAUUAUCGAUGCAUUUCCAGUCCAAGGUAUCCUUAGAGCACCAGCUGCCCACAGCCACCCAGGUAAACCAACAGCCAUAAAAGUAUAGCAUAUGUUCUGAAAUGACACCAAUUUAAUGUCACUGUUUUUUUCACUGCAGACUUUGAAAAGCACAGAUGAAUGUAUUGUUUCCUCUUUAGUGUCUCUGGUAACGGUUACUGCUAAGGUACUUUUAAUGUUUUAUUUCCUCAUGAUUAGAUAGUUUCCUUUGUUUUAGCUUCUAUCAGGGACAGCCACACAAAGGAAGAUAUCUGUAGCAUGCAAUUUGAAGUUAAUGACCUCACUGUAACUCAAACUAUUAGGUAUAGCAGCAUAUAAGGAAAGCUGUGUCUAUUAGCCCCGAGCUAGUGGAUUUUGCUAUCAGACUAGUAAAUUCUGUUCUCAACUUCCCCAACGAGUGAGUGAAAUUCUUAGGAAUUCAAAUUACAGAUAAGAACUUUUUUGGGCUAGUUGAAAUGACUCUUGGGUUAGUACAUGCAAGCCACAGCUUGCCCAAAUGGCAAGCUGUAAAAAUGACUUUCUUUGCACCCUAGACACUGGCAUAUCAGACAGUCCUAAAGGAUGGAGCAAAUGAAACAAAUUAAUUGAAUAUGUAUAAUCUACAGUGCAGCAACACAUGACACAUAAUCAACUCAGCUUUAUUUAGUGACUAAUUUGUAAAUAGAAAAAUUGAAUUUAAUGUAUUGUCAAUUCUAUUGUCAGAUAGGAAAAUUCAUGAGCAGUAACCUGGAUUUCUUCUCAGCCAAGUCUGGCAUCAGAACAAGAGGACUAACAUCUGCUGCAAACAGUGAGGUGUGUUUUACACUGAUCUACCUCCCAUGUAUGCUCUUAAAUUGCCUCAAACAAUAGAGUGUGUGUGCAGCAGCCAUGUUGCAGGAGUAAAACAAUAAAAAGAUUUUCCUUUGGGGAAAAGUUUCAUUUUCAUGCAAAAUUUAUAUAUUUUUAUGGUUUACUCCUCCAACAUGGCAGCCAUGCACAGACUAUAUAAUCUGUGUGACAGCCACUUGAAAAGACAAACAUCACUCAACUACUUUCUCGAGAGCUGUACAGGGACAUGUGUCUACGUUAAAAUUGUUUUAAGAAAUAUUCUUUUCUUUUCCUUCAGUUAACAUCUUCUCCAGCUGUGGUGGGGUUCAGACAUCAAGCAGUAGACUACAUUCAGAAGCUUAUGAGGGUAGCUGGCUAAAUUAGUAUUAUUUGGAUUUCACCCCUUUAAGCCCCAAAUAUCUACAUACAAAGUUCUCCAGAUUUAGCUCUAUACAUUUCCUUGCAGAAUUGGCUGGGAAAGUUUGAUAAAAGAUCAAAGUAUUUUCCCUUUGGUGAUUAUUUUAUGAAUUCCCAUAGCCUUUUUUCAUAAUGAUGUAGUGAUGGUGGUAGGAGAAAAUUAGUGUUGGUCACUUGAUCUUAAAGGGUUAAACAGCAGUCAACCUCAUCUCUGGGGCUUUUCCCUUAGACAAUGGGAGGAGGAAAAUUUGCUUUGACAGUACCACAGAAAAACUGUUGCUUAGGCUAUGUAAGAUGGUGACACUGGUGUUUUUCUUCACUUUCAAAACAGACUUUUCAUACUGCCGAUUCCUUUCAGUUUCUUUGAUUUACCCUUGCUUAACCCUUUAAUCCCCAAUAUCCACUUACAUAUUCUCUAGACUGAUCUCCAUACAUGUCCUUGAAGAAUAAGUAUGAGAAUGGGAUAAAAGAUCAAAACAUUUUCCCUUCAGUGAUUAUUUCAUCAAUUCUCGAAACUUUUUCUCUUAAUAAUAUAAUGAUAUUGUCAGGACAAAAUUAAUGUUUUACUCUUGGGAAUUAAAGGGAGCCAUCAAAUUAAAUUCUAGAUGCAAAAGCUUUUCUACCCGUUUUAAUGAUGUAAUUUUUUGCAUACUUAAGCCCUGUCCAGAGUCUGUACCUUACAAAGUUGCUCUUCAUAAUCACAAAAUCCUGGUGAGCUCAACGGAAAGUAAAGAUUCCUUGGAAAAACAGGUAUGAAUCAGCCCGUUUACAGUUAACAAGUUAUAUCAAGCCUGUAUUUGCACUGACAAAAAAGUAAUUAUUUUAUUUAAAUGGCUGUUAACCUGUAGUUACAAUAAAUUUUUCUUUUAGCUCAAAAAUUAAAAACAAUCCAGUUUGAUUUCUUUCCAUUUGUCUCAGGUAAUGUGGGUUUAUGUGAGACAUAAGAAAAAUGUAGUAACACUAACAGCUUGUAAUAUCUGAAUUGUCAAAAUUCAGUGAUGUGAUGUUUUGCUGUGGAAAUGAAAAGGUCCAAGGCUAUGAGAAAAAGCCAAAUUUUUGUUUUCCUGGUUUUUACAGAUCGCUGCGACUCACGAGAGAGUAACUAAACUUGAACAGGACAAAGAACACUGGAUGCUGGAGUCUCAGUUGUUACAAGUGAAAUAUGAAAAAGAAGUCAAGGUUUGUGCGCUUUCAAUAAUUUCACAAAGGCAGAUUCCGCCCCCAGUCGGCCAAGUCGCUCAGGUACUAACAGAUUCUGACAGUGAACACAUCACAUAAGCCACUGACUCCACCUUUUGGCAGUCAUGCACUGUACAUGGUCACGCCUUCACCCUUUCUUAGUCAAGCAGUUUAAUUUCCUGGAUAUAGUUCACUGUGGUAGGACUUUCAAAACAGUCUCUGCUUUUUCAGAGAAACAAGGCAGCUUGUGUUCUUAACUUUUUUGUGGUAACUUCUUUGUAUUUUCCACCAGGAGUGCCUAAACUGACAAUUUCGAAUUUUUAUUAUCCCUCUUAGAAAGUACAGUCCCUAGAACAGGAGCUCCACCGAUUAUUGGAAGCUAAAAACAUGAACUUUAUAACAGAUGGGGUUGCGGUAAGAACUGUUUCUCUAAUUAUAGAUUUUUACAAACGGAUGAUAGAGUUCCCGCAAGGCUUGACUGAUGAGCCCUUACACUUUUUUAAUACAUAUUCAUCUUUCCUUCUCUUAAUUUCCAGUCUCUCUCAGAUGAAACAGACUCUACCUCAUCUCGAUCAUCUUUGACGUCACACAGCUAUGAAGUCCCAGCUCCACCUUCUGACGUAAGUACCUGUACCUCAAUUUCGUUAUUGUUGCGUUUUCAAAGACAAGAAGCAAGGAACAAGCUUUGUGACUGAAAGGAACUUUUUUUGAAUAGCUUAAGGCCUCUCCAUAAAAAGGGGAUGAUCUACAACAACAGACAACAUCGCAGUUAUUGUUGUAAGCGUUUCAAAUGUUCGGCAGGAUUUUCUUGCGACCAUGAGGUGCUGCCGUGUUGGGUUGGCUGCCUGUUUAUUUAUUCCUGUUAACCUUGAAAAGGGCACAUUUUCCUAACCUUACAAUUAGUUGUGCUAAUUUUCUUAUCGGAACCUAGACGUUACUCAAAGAAAAAUAUUUUGCAUUUAGAAUAAGACACGAUUUGUUUUUCUUCAGUUUGAAAGAGAAGUUGUAACAUUCCUCAAGAAAUGCAUGACAAUAAGUUUAUAAUUUGUGAGGGUGAGACAUGGUCCCUUUUCGGAAUUGAUAAUCUGUAGUCACAUGAGUGUAACCUUGCACCAUGUAAUUACCUUGAUAACCUUUAUAAGGGAUUCCAAAAUCACUGAUGAUGAUGUUUACAUUAAAACUAGUGAAGUAGUGCAAUGUAGAUCGCAGGUAAACUACAUUGUCGUUUUGAUGGUUUAUUAGUUUCUUUUUUGUGCAUUUAGCUUGGGGCACUAGCAUCACUCAGGCUGCAGGAUGAAGUAAGUGUUAUUUCUCUCUCAUGUUUUAACAUAUUUAACAGAUUUAUGCCGCAAGAGGAAAAUUCGUAAGAAUACUUUCCAAAUGAAUAGAACUUAGUUAUCCCCAGUUUUUGGGGGCCACUGUAGGCGGUUCGUUUGUGGGAUAUUGUGCCAAGUCAAGCUGCUUCUAAUUAUGUCCCUUCCUGAUAUUUUCAUGUCGUGCCUGGUUCCUGAUCCCGAAAUAAGCUUGGCAGUCACUUGAAGCUGAGAAUAGCUUACAGUGGUCCAUGUUAAUUGUUGUUAACAAAGUACUUACCAUCUAGCUGAAGAGGGCCUUAUCAAGUGAUAAUAUACUACAUAAGCUCUCGCUCUGGUAAUGAGCUGACUAGAUUUCAUUAUCUAAACAUUGAUGAAUGUGACUGUUUGUUUUGAUGACUUAGGGCGAGGAACAUGUGGCAAGAGAAGCAUUGAUCAAGACUCACUUUACACAGAGAAUAUCUGAACUAGCUUCACAGGUAAUGCAGCUGUGAAGGAAGUGAGGAUGAUUUUGUUCUUGGAUUUUGGUAAAGCUUUAGCAGACUAGCUUAACGCCGGAAACUGAGCUCGAUCAUAAAAGAAGAGAGAUAUCUGCAACAGUGUUAGUCUUAAUUCGGUUAUAUCAUGCGAUAUAUCUUUGUAUGUAAAUUGAUUACUUUAAUUUUGGUAUCAGUCAUGUGUUAGAAUGAAAUGAGUUCUUCUCCUGUUGUCAUAAUACUUGCGGCGUAUAACAUAGCUGAAAGGAUUUGAGAUUUCUGAACUUCAAACGGAAAUGCCAUUGCCUUCUUUUUAUUCGUUUAUAUGAUUGCAGGUGCAAUUUUCUGAGAGCAAGACAGCGUCCAUGAGUGCAGAGGUACAGAAAGUUUUAAUCACUACUUUUUCUUUGGUUCUGUAUUCAGUCAACUUUAAAUACCUGAAAAAGGAAAUUUUGAGGGUUAUUUUGGCUCUUUAUACAUUGUAUUUAUUCAUUGGAGCCGGUAUUGAUAUGGCCUUGUAAGUUGAUGGUAUCCAAGCGAUAUUUUAGUGAUUAUCUAUGGUAAUUUUCUUAUUUAUGAAUUGUUCAAUCUUUACCAGUGCCGCGCUUUAUAUCGACGAAUAAAACAGACAGAGAAGACCAAACAAGAAUUAGCGAGAUCUCUGAAGACUGCUACGUCUAAAGUCAGUCAGCUAGAGGUGAGUAACUCACUCAGUAAGGCUGUGCUCUAGCAGCGCCUAGUAGACUCUGGAGCCAAAACCAUUUUUCAUACAAAUCCAAUAUGCUGGGUCCCCUGGAUUUCACAAGUUUAGAGCACCGGGCUCCCUUCAAUUUUUCUUACACGACAGCCUCUGACUUGGAUGGGGCACAUUGAUGAUACAGUAGCGUUUUCUUAAACUUUCCCCCACCCCAACAACAUCGCCCCAGAGAGAGCGGAGUGGUUUAUCCCCUAUUUUCCUGGUCGUUUUCAACAAAGUAUUUUGCGGUUAGUACUGCAUUUUUCUCAUUUUUGCAGGACGAGGUGGAGACAAUCAAACGGAGCUAUGAAACACAGUUAUCAAUGAUGAGUGAUCAUCUGUGUGGAAUGAAUGAAAAACUGACGUCACAGCAGGAUGAAAUUGAGGCUCUUAAGAGUGGAAAAACCAAGAAGGGAAAGCAGCGAUAACAAAAAAGAUUUUUAAAAAGGAAAAUGGACAUUGUAAAGAAAAAAAUGGAAAGAUAUGAUUGUUGAGACAAAGAAUAGAUUAUAUCAUCAAUAAGAGAUAAAUACACUACAAGCAUUUGCGCAUUUCCAAUAAGACUAGGCUUAUGCAUUUUUGACUUUAUAACGGCUUGCUUUCAUAAAAUGUUGGGUUGCUGAAAGUUAAGCCCGCAAACUGGUGUAGAUGCAUAGGUAGCCCAAGCCUGAAAUAUGAGCGUCGGCAUUGUUGCACAACCUUCCAAAUAUAAGGAUUUGUAUGUGGAAGAAACGUUUCAACACUGCGUGCCAACGUAGAUAGGCACUCUAAGUGAGGUAAAAAGGUUAUUGAAGUAAAUCGAUAGUCACAGGAGCCCAUGGGCACCUGAUAGUCAGCGGUAGUAGACAGAAAUUGGGCUGGCAGUUCUUUGCCGACAACAAACCAGAGAUCUCCUGUGUUUCCCUUCUUUUGACCUCUGCGAAACAGAGUCCAGCAAUAACUAAAUUUUCAUUUUUACCAGGUGCAGGCCAGCGGCUCCUGUUAUUG
This is a messenger RNA of Porites evermanni, 11584 nucleotides long. NCBI's taxonomy places the organism in Eukaryota, Metazoa, Cnidaria, Anthozoa, Scleractinia, Poritidae. The record is from the annotation of a GenBank genome assembly.